Lasiodiplodia theobromae is the source of this 3090-nucleotide messenger RNA. Its product is annotated as Actin interacting protein 3. Gene Ontology annotation, cellular component: cytoplasm; cell tip. Bases 1 to 3090 code for a protein of 1029 amino acids. NCBI's taxonomy places the organism in Eukaryota, Fungi, Ascomycota, Dothideomycetes, Botryosphaeriales, Botryosphaeriaceae. The record is from RefSeq and is a predicted model, not a curated record. Gene Ontology annotation, molecular function: cytoskeletal regulatory protein binding. The transcript is spliced from 2 exons. Gene Ontology annotation, biological process: establishment of cell polarity.
AUGCAGAGCCCCCCGACCGCACAACGACAGCAUCGCCGGUCGCCCGCCACAGACUCUGACCAGACCGUCUUCUCCAGCACCUCCAGCAUGACCGACGAUGCCGGCUCCAGGACGUCGUCGGCGUCCAACCGCUCUACCGGCGGCCAGUCGCGCCGGCCCAUGAAUCCCCAGCAGCAACUCUCUCAAAUUGAGAAAAGCGUCACGCACCUCCUAGUCGCCACGAAGCAGCUUCUCGAAACGCUCACUCUGUGGUCGCGCGGCACCGCAACCGAGAGCGAAGUCUCUGACGUCUAUGUGCGUCUCGGAUAUGAGUUCAACAUAGCCUCUCGCGCCUUCAACGCCAUCGGCGUGGAUACAACCGACUUGGGAAAUGUCCCAGAGCUUCUCCGAAGCAUUUUGGAGGAAACCCUCAGUCAGGAAGCUUCUCAAGCAAGCCUCGACCGAUUUCUUCCGAGGAUACGAGACAUCAUCAUCAAUCUGCUGCAUGGCCUGAAGAAAAAGCAGCAGAGGCUACGCCAAAGAAGUGGCAGGGACUCGUCUGGAUCCAAUGGGUCGAGCUCUCGGCAUGCGAGCGUGGGCGAGGAUGAUGCACAAAGACAAAGGCUGUCGUCACGCCAGGGGAGUGCGGACCUGGGACAUGAGCACCCCGAUCUUCCUCCGCGGACUUCGUCUGCUCAUGGCAGGGCGUCGCCCAACAAGUACGAAAGUCCAGCCGGGCAUUCGCGCGUCCGGUCUACCACUGGUAGCCGUGACGGGCUGAACAACUCUGAUUCUUCACUUUCGAGCAACACCACUCCAAACAUUCCCAUCAUCACCCCGUACCCUGAAGACGAAGGUGGCAUGCCCGCGACAAAUCCAUCGAUUCCUGAGAAUUUUCCACCGCCGCCCCCUCCUCCAAAACAGCAGGAUGCUCUAGCUGCGCUCCAGAGGGGUGGUGAGCUGGAGAGGAGAGCUUCUAGGAGGUUUUCGGCGUAUCAAAUUCAAAAGCAUCUAGGUGCCUCGAAUGGCAUCCCGAUGAUGCCGCCAAGCCAGAACUCCCCGAUACCCAACCGUGGACGCGAUGUCCGGGAGUCCAUGAAUGCCGUUCGCAAACGCGGCUCGCUGCUCCACAGCCGUAAGCAAUCCACUCAGCAGGCAGCUGUCGAUGCUUCUCCCAGCGCAAACACACUGGCAUCCCGUAGGAUCUCCGAAGAAAGCAGUCAGAGCGAUGCUCUUGCGGCUCCUUCAACCCUGCCGCCCACUGAGGAGGAAAGCUCAGCUGCAUCUGCCACCGAUAGUCAAGAAGCUCAGAAUGACGAGGGAGAGGAGAAGCCUGCAGUCGGCGGAGCAGUAUCUGAACCCGUCGAUGUCCCCGCCGCAGAGGAUGAAGACAACGACGAGAAGAGCAUCAAGCGCCAAGCAGUCGUCACGCCUACUCGCAGUGUUUCUCAUAAAAUGAAGCCCUCGACGCCUCCGCAAAGUCAGGAGUUCAUUCCGGACCAGUCACCGCAGCCUGGUAAGGAAUUGACCUUGUUCUUGCAGUACAAAAGCAAGAUCAAGAAGUUCGUUCUUCAAGAUGGCUACAACGAUUUGUCCAUUGCGCGUCUGCAGCUCGCCUUUAUCGAGAAGUUUGCUUGGAACACUCACAACAAUGGUGUCGAUCUUCCUGAGAUCUACAUUCAAGACCCAAUUUCUGGCGUUCGACACGAACUUGAAGAUCUGAGUGAUAUCAAAGAUCGCGCCGUACUUGUCCUGAAUGUGGAGGCGCUUGAUGAAGUGAAACGUCAUUUUGAUGACGGUCUCGGCGACAUCCGCAAGCUUGUUGAGAGUGUCAAGAGCGCGGUGGUUGAUCAGCAAUUGGCUCUUCAGCGAGUCUCAGACCGCCAGGCUCAGGCUGCGAAGGAAAUGGCUGGCUUGUCCGUCGCUCCAUCCGCCCGUAGCUCGAUUAUAUCGCCUCGUGCGCCGGCCAAAUCCGGAUCGCCGACCCUCAAGGAUUCUGCAGCACAGCUCGACGAGAUCCAGUCUCUCAGACGUGAUCUCGCAGUCGUCCGCCAGACUUACUCAUCCUUCGUAUCGGACAUUGAGGCGAGCAUGGGCGCAAUUCGUUCGAAGGCUUCCUCUGUAAAGAGCGCAGCAAUCAAUGCUGAGGUUCCCACUUUGAGUGGUGAAACAGGCCGCUCGUACGUCAACAAGGGCAAGAAGACCCUGAACGACGAUUCCGAAAAGAUCGUCAACCGUGUCGACGAUCUGCAGGAUCUUGUGGAGGAUCUGCGGAAAGACGUCGUCUCUCGCGGCGUGCGGCCUCGUCCCAGGCAGCUCGAGGCGGUUGCCAAAGAGAUCUCCAUCACCACCGCAGAGGUCAAAAAGCUUCAGGAUUUCCUCAAAAAGGAGAAGCCAGUCUGGACCAAGCUCUGGGAACAGGAACUGCAGAUGGUCAUGGAGGACCGGGAGAUGCUCACAAUGCAAGAGGAGUUGGCUUUGGAUCUGCAAGACGACUUGGAGAAGCUCUCAGAGACCUUUGGCCUUGUGGAACAGGCCACAAAGCAGCAGAAUUCCUCGGGAUCCGGCAAUCGCCACACCAGCGGCAGGAACAUGCAUGCGAUUGCUCUCGAUACCUCGGCCGAUCCUCGUGAGGCCAAGGACGGAAUGCUCAAUGAAGUCAGAGCUCUUGAGCCUAACCAUGAAAGCCGUGUGGAGGCUAUUGAGCGCGCCGAGAAAAUCAGGCAGAAGGAGCUUGAAAGCCGCAAAGAGGGCGAGUUCCAAAGAGAGCUCGGCAAGUUCGUCGAGGAAGGCAAGCUCAAAAAGAGCGGCGGCGUCGAGGAGGUUGAGCGCUUGCGACUUGCCAAGGAUGAGAAAAUUCGAAAGGAGGUUUUCGAACUUCAAGCAAAGAGAGCUGCAGAAGCCGAGGAAAGAAGGCGCCAGAAGGCUGAAGCUAGGAGGCAGGCUCAAGCUGAGGCAAAGGCAGCCGCCGCAGCUGCAGAAGCUGCAGAUGGCGAGGCUCCAAAGGCAGAGGGAGAUUCGGCUGAAAACCCAGCCGAAGCCGAGGCGACAGAGGAAAAGAAGGAGGAGCAGGCACCCACCGAAAAUGGUGGUGAGAAUGCUUCGUCCUGA